UGUGAUCGAAAUUCUUAUGAGAUUGCCAGCAACCUCCCUCAUGAGGUUCAAGUGCGUCUCAAAGCAGUGGUCAUCCCUCAUCUCUUGUCGAUAAUUUUGCAACCGUUUAUUUACUACCGUCACACUCACACGACAACACAACAACAACCACGUCUAUACAUGUGUUUAGUGACGAAAGACAACCAAGGUCUACUACUAUCAUCAACGUCACCGGACAACACUUCUUUUGUAGUCGUCCACCAAGAUUUGAGCAUCCCAGGGAUCGGAGGCUACUUCUUGGACGCUGUUCCUGGCUUGAUGUGUUUCCAAUUCAGAACAAAGGCGUGUAUCUAUAACCCUAGCACCAAACAAAUCUUGACCUUACCCUCCGUAAAAUCCGACAUCACAGCUCAACAAGGUCAACUGAAGAGUACCCAAUACGUUAUUGGACGCGAUCCUGUUAAUGAUCAAUACAAACUAUUCUGCACUAUUGAGAUAUCCUCGCAAUGGUUUGCAAACAUGAGGUCAGAGCAUUGGGUCUUCACACUAGAAGCUAGAGGUUCCUGGAAAAAGGUUGUUCCACUGGGAGAUUAUCAUCCCCAUGCUCCUGCCACAGCAGGACGGUCUAUCCAUGGAGUAGUACAUUAUCUAGCCUGGGUUGAUUUGUACAAUUGUGCGGUUGUGAGUUUCGACAUUAUGUCUGAAGAGGUUACUACCUUCCUAUUACCUCAGAAAAUCAGGGAUGUGCCUGUGCCUGCACUGAUGAUGAAGGCGGAUCUUAUAGAGUAUGAUGGAAAAUUAGCUAUUUUCAAUCAUAGCUACCUUAAAGACGAGUGUUCCGUGGAUUUAUGGGUAUUGAAAGACGCUGGGAUGAAGAAAUGGUCCAAUAAGAGGCUGGUUUUGCAGCCUUGCCAAAGGCAUUUAGUCCAUGACAUUGAUUUGAUCGUAAAAGGUACAACUCAAGACGGCAAGGUUAUGCUGGCACCGUUGGAGAUGUGUUCUCAAUUCUACAUUCUGUUUCAUGAUGUGCAAAGCAAUGAUUUGAGAAAGGUUGAAAUCAAAGGAGUGCCACGCCUUUGGUUCCAUAAAGAAUGCUAUUUUGACUUGAAGUUUGUGGAUGAGAGUGAGAGCUUCAUCUACGUGGAAAUUUGACUAAUACUAUAUAUUGACUUUAAUUUGUUUGUGUAGCAGAUACGAAUACAGUUUAGUCAAGUUAUUUUUA
Arabidopsis lyrata subsp. lyrata is the source of this 1201-nucleotide messenger RNA. Its product is annotated as F-box protein At2g40925. NCBI's taxonomy places the organism in Eukaryota, Viridiplantae, Streptophyta, Magnoliopsida, Brassicales, Brassicaceae. The record is from RefSeq and is a predicted model, not a curated record.